GGUCUUUCCGGAAAAUCGUCGUCCAAUGCACAGGUCGUUUACUGAGAACACUCUUGUGUAGGGAUAUGCUGCGAUCAACUGUUGAUGUGCACUCCGAAGUAUAGACAAUAAUCUAUAAUCGUUUAAUUUCUGUCCCUGAGAUUUUUAUUGAUAUAAUCGAUAUGCUUACGUUCUUGUUUAUGAUUGUCCAUAUUUCUUUGUUUACGCAUGGCAUCGCAGUAAGCACCAGCCGACAGGUAGAUUUAGUCACCCAGGAUGGCAGCGGAUCAGAAGGCACAGUUAGUAGUAUUUCUGAAAUUCGUUUAUCGUCGAAACGAUUCAAUUUCACGGUUCCAGCAAGUGCCGAACCUGGAUACACGGUCGGAAGAGUGACGAUUUUACAGGAUGACCUUUCUCGAGAUUAUUCUGGAGUCACAUUUAAACUCAUAACAAAAGAUGAUAGUCUUAGUAAAGAUUAUUUCUAUCUUGAACCGAAGACAGGAGUCAUACGCGUCAUCAAAGCUGGUGUUGAUGUCAUGGACACCCAUUUGUUCAUAGUUACAGCAGUUGAUAGCAACUCACCAACGUCACCAGUAGCAUUGACAGUUCUAACAAUAUAUGUUGUGGAGGGAAACUUUUACUCUCCAGUAUUUACAAAGAUGAGGUAUAGAGCAAUAGUUGCAUUUGAGGUUGAUAAAGGAACGACGAUAUUAACCGUCAGAGCAACUGAUAAAGAUCAUGGUGAAAACGGUAUGGUCACAUACACUCUCUUGAAUCCAUUGCAUCGAAACAAUAUUUUCAGAUGUAAACGAAACGGCGAAAUUGCUAAUAAGAAGGUAUUUGGAGUUGAUAGAAUUGGUGACUACACGUUAAUUAUUGAGGGAACUGACGGCGGCAACCCACCAAAGUCAUCUAGGACUAAAGUAAAAAUUAAAGUUUAUGAUGUCAGACCGCGUUUCUUGUCAACGAAUUACACAUUUACAAUCUCUGAAACUGAACAAGUAGGUUCAAAGAUUGGAGUGGUCGCGGCUACAUCAUGGCAGCCAUCUGACGAAAAGGCCAACAUUUCAUAUAGUAUUGUUUUUGAUGAAGGGAAUUAUUUUAAAAUCAACAAAUCAAGUGGAGAAAUCAGUUUAGCCAGACCCUUAGAUAGCGAUUUCGGUAGCAGUUAUCGUCUAGUUGUUCGCGUACAAGAGAUUGGUUUUGCAUUACGAACAAAAGAUACUAUAGUUACAGUUGGUGUUAUAUACGAUCCUGCACAAAACCCUACAAAUUCCUUCACUAACAUUUCAAUACCCGAGGACAUACCUAUCGAUUCACAAAUUUACAAAUUUGAUUAUAAUAUGGAAGUUUUAAGUUAUAGCAUUUUAAAUUCUAGUGUUGAUCUACCUUUCAUGGUUGGUAAGGAGAGUGGCGUAGUGUUUACCACCUCUCUUUUAGACAAAGAACGUACUAGCAUAUACUUGUUUAAAGUACAAAUAGAAGGUGAAUCAUUCUAUAAAACUGUUGACAUGCGUGUUUUAAUUAGAGAUGUCAAUGACAACAAACCAGUAUUUGAAAAUUGUCAGGCCAAAAUCCAACAUCAAGACACAACGGUAGGUGCUGAGGUCAUUCGCCUCAUAGUCACUGAUGCUGACAUCCUUGGCGAUUUGUCGUAUUACAUAAAGUCCGGCAAUAUAGGGAAUGUUAUUAAAGCAAUCGAGUACAAAAAUGGGGUAUCUAUUGCCAUUGGUAAAGAAAUUGAACUUCGGCAGUAUGAUAUUGAAGUGGCAGCAAGCGAUGGCACUUUUGUGUCAGUUUGCAACAUCAGUAUUGACAUUGUAAACAGGAACACGCCCCUUUUUGACGACUGGAUGUAUAAUGCACUCAUCCACGAAGAACAACCGAUAGGAAAACAAGUUUUGCAGGUACAUGCCACUGAUGAUGACGUGGGUGAAAAUGGACUUGUAACUUAUUCAAUGAAUUUUAACCCAUAUUUUGAUAUCGACCAAUCAACAGGAGAGAUUUUUACCAUUGUCAACUUGGAUCGCGAAAAGCUAGAUCGUCACACAUUCAAUGUAACUGCUUCGGACGGGGGUAGACCGCCUAGACAAAGCUGGGCGACGGUUACAGUGCUGGUCCUUGAUAUAAAUGACAAUCGUCCCCGGUUUCUGAACUUGCCGUAUUUUGGGGAGGUUCAAGAAAAUAGCAACACAUCCGUAUCUAUAAUCACAGUGGAAGCUAUUGACGACGAUAAUCAUACUUUUGCAGGAAUAACGUAUGCAUUAAGGGAUGACCGCUUCAGCAUAUACUUCGUAAUCGACAAAAAAACUGGGGAAGUAAAAUCCCGUCAAGGAUACAGUCUGGAUAGAGAACUUACUCCGGAGUUCAGCCUCGUGGUCUCGGCUUCAGAUGGAACUUAUAUUACGAUGGGUAGUAUCCACAUCACAGUUACAGAUGUAGAUGAUAAUCCUCCGCGUUUCAUUUCGCCAACGCAGUAUAAAAUUCAAGAAAAUGGUGGAAUUGGAGUUGUUGGACGUGUGCUUCUUUCUGAUCCAGAUGUAGAGAUGAGUGGGCCUGUAAGUUUUCGCCUCACUAAGCCCGACUCUAAGUUCUUUAGCAUCAAUACGACCACAGGAGUAUUAUCGACGAAACGGAACAUGAGAUAUAGGUCUAAAAAUAAGAACGUGUAUAGGCUUGAAGUUGUUGCAACUUGUGGCAGAUAUACCAUUCGCCAACCGCUAUUAACCUACAUCAUACGGAAUGAGACAUCAGAAACAGCAACAUCAGCCAAAGCCUUAACGUUACGAAACAAAAAUGUGUCACUAAAGACUACAGUAUAUCCUAUUACCAGUGCGUCGCUACCGUUAAAGGAUGAUGUCACAGAAAUACCCGCCUUGACUUAUACACCACCAUUAGUUUCGCCUGCAAGUUUAGAGUAUACUAACACCACCACUGCUACAACACAGAUGUUUAUAGACAUGCAAACUACUCCAGCGGCAUAUCAAGAGACAGACGUCCCCGUUACAGAACCAUUGAUGGAAAAUAUAACAUCAACUUCUGCUGCACUGCUAGGCCUAAAUACAAGAAAUAAAACAUCAAUACCUGAUGCUAUGUCUCACUGCUCAUGCGACAGUUACAGCGACGAAGAAAGGGAACUGACGAUGAAAAUAUUACAAGUAAAGCUGGAGACACAAGAAACCGAGCUUAGGGUGAGGCAAAUGGAACGACGUGUUACCAAUAUGAAACUCAGAUACUGGACACAGCAGAUUAAAAUUGCUGAAGAACGACAGAUUGAUUGUGGGACGCCUCCUUUCAAACUACAAGAUGUUAGAGGAGACAUUUAAAACUGUUUCCAAUCCUUAAAGAUCUGAAAAAAAAAUAACGGACAUUUGAAAUUAUAAAAAGAGGAUGCCACCUAACUCAUCUCACGGACAAUUGUAGGAGAAAGAGAUAAUCGGUUUAGUUUAUUGUCCUGUUUCCAUUUCUCCAAAAAGGAGGAGAGAAUAUUGUUUGAAACGGCACUGGCAUACCGGUAUGCCUAUUAGAAAAGACUUCAGCUCUGGCAAGGAUCUUUUUGUCGAGGUUCAAAUUAAGAGUUCCAUCUAAGUAAUUUUUUUUCAAAUUUUGAUAUUAACUGAAAGCAGGAAAUAUUAGUGAACACUUCUGCAACUUUUUAAAUCAUUUAAAUAUUGUUAAUGAUUAAAAAAAUACAGCCUAAACAGGUAAAUAUUUUUAUUUUAUCAAUAUCUAAGCUUAGUUAUAAACUCGUGGAAGAGGUAUUUUUACUAACGAAAAUGGCAAUGCGUGCUAUAUCUUGCCAAAAAUACAGUUUGGAUGACACAAUAAUUUCACAAAAUUAACUUCUAACACUUUCGAUAUUAUUAAUAAAAGAUGGGCUUUUUAUGUAUUAAUGCAACAAACAUCUUAGAGACGUUUCAUAUCACAAUGCAAAAUCAAAAGACAGCUUGAGACCUAAAAACCGUAACUUUAAUUUUUCAAGUUUUUCUUUGUCAUGUACUGGAACAGUAUUAUGAAAGAGUUUAAGUAACGUAACGAAAAAUGCCAAAUCUUUUUAAAAAAAUCAAAUUAUGGUCAUACACCAAGCGACUGGAGCAUUUGGAUAAUAUUAUGGUCAAUUAAAUUAGGCCUUUUUAAAAUCCACAAGUAAUAUCGUACUGGCAUCAUAGCAUUCAUAAUUUUUGGCAGUGGUUGGGGUCAGUGAUGAUUGGUCUAAGGUCACACUUAAUAUUUCUAUGUGGGUUGACUUUGGGAAUAGGAACUAUGUUGAAUAAUGAUGAUGCUUCUGAUUUAAAUAUAAUAGCACUACAAUUGCAUUUUAUUUAUUCAUUCAUUUCUUAGGUUAGGUUGGACAGGGGUGGUUAUUUUUGAACACCAUUUAAACAAUCUCGUUGAGUUUCUUUUGUGUUUCCUUUUCAUUCAUUUCCAAUUCUCUGUUAUUCUACUUGAAUUUUUAUGUGUUUUAAAGAAUAAAUAAAAUUAAUUGGAAUUUGAACUAGUGCUUCAAAAAAUA
This is a messenger RNA of Anneissia japonica, 4492 nucleotides long. Its product is annotated as cadherin EGF LAG seven-pass G-type receptor 1-like. Lineage: Eukaryota; Metazoa; Echinodermata; Crinoidea; Comatulida; Comatulidae. Gene Ontology annotation, biological process: homophilic cell-cell adhesion. The record is from RefSeq and is a predicted model, not a curated record. Gene Ontology annotation, cellular component: catenin complex; plasma membrane. Gene Ontology annotation, molecular function: calcium ion binding; cadherin binding. Bases 162 to 3305 code for a protein of 1047 amino acids. The transcript is spliced from 3 exons.